ACUUUACUUACUGAUGUUCUAUGAAUAGAUAACCAAUAGUGAGUCAAUAGAGUAUGAACGAGUAUAAUUCGUAACAGUAUGUCGAUCUAAUAACAUCAAAUAAUUAUUAAAUCUGUUAUAAAUUAAAUUCUGAAUUUGGUUCUGUGUUUUAUCAUCACUUCUCACAAAGCACAAAUUUUGAACGUACAACAACGAACAACAACCGGAUUGAAGUCAUAGCAGUCGGUGAUUAAUUAAUUCCCCGCAUAAAGAUCACCUAUUUAAAAAAAAAAAUUUAACAUGGAUGCAACGAACAAAGAAGAAAAACAACCCAAUCCUAGAUCAGAAGCUAACAUUUUUGGAGUAAUUACAUUUAGUUGGAUUUUUGAAAUUGUCAAAAAAGGAUUAAAACAAGAUUUAAAUUUUAUUGAUUUAUACAAGAAUUUGAAUGAAGACUCGUCUGAGUUAUUGGGAACCAAAUUACAAAAACUAUGGAAUAAUGAAUUUCAAAACUCUGAGAAAAAACACCAAAGGCCGAGCUUUUUGAAAACGUUAUUUAACAUGUUUGGAUCAACAUUCAUGUUUUUGGGAAUCUAUUAUACAAUAGCGGAGCUUGUUUUAAGCAUAAGCCUUGUAACUAUCAUUGGACAUAUUAUCACACAUUUUGAAACUAAUUCACCGGAUAAUUCAACUCGGAAAUACUUAUUAAUUGGUCUAGUCAUAGUUCUAUUAUUGAGGACUAUUACUUUUUGUGGUUACGAAAUGGCAAUUGUACAUUUGGGUAUGAAAAUUAGAAUAGCAACGUCCAAUCUGAUUUACAAGAAGGCACUUCGACUCAAAGUAAAUUCUAUGAACCAAACCUUUACAGGCCAAAUAUUAAACUUAAUUUCAAACGACGUAGACCGAUUUAAUUAUGUAAUUUUAUUUUUACCUUUUUUGUGGAUUGGACCUAUAGAAACUACUGUAGUAACGUACUUUUUGUGGCAAGAAGUUAGUGCCUCAUCAUUAUUUGGUGUAGCCACGUUGGUUAUGUUUAUACCAUUACAAUUAUGGUUAGGAUCAAAAAAGUCUAAGAUUCAGUUAAAAUCUGCCAAAAGGACGGACGAGAGGGUUCAUCUAAUGAAUGAAAUAAUUUCGGCCUUACAAGUGAUAAAAAUGUAUACGUGGGAAUCAUUUUUUGACAAUAUUGCAAAAUCUUCUAGAGAAAAAGAAAUCAAUGCGAUUAAAAAAACAUCUUACAUCAACAGAAUUUUAUCUACAUUUUUUUAUUUUAACACGAAACUAGCAUUGUUUGUGACUCUAUUCACAUACAUAUUACUUGGAAAUUAUAUAACUGCAUCAAAAGUAUUUAUAAUAACUUCGUAUUAUAACAUUUUGCAAACAGGAUUGAUACUAACUUUUAUACCGGGCAUAAGUUUAGGUGCUGAAUUACUAGUCUCAGUUAAAAGGAUCGAGGAUUUUCUUUUAAAUGAAGAAAAGAACAGGCAACCAAAUAACUUUAUGAAAGCAACAGAUACUAAAAACAAAACUAUUGAUGAGGAAAAAGCAUCAAAUAUUGCAAUUGAUGACGAAAGUGCCACCGAGCAAUUAAAAAAUUUCGGAGUAGCAUUGUUUAAUGUUUCUGCUAAAUGGACAGACUCUCAACCAAACAACACUUUAGAUAAUAUAAAUUUAAUCACAAACCCCAAUCGAUUAGUCGCAAUAGUCGGUCCAGUUGGAGCCGGAAAAAGUUCACUAUUAUAUGCUAUUCUACAAGAAUUACCACUAAUAAAAGGUAGUAUUUCCGUGCGUGGUGUAAUAUCAUACGCGUCGCAAGAACCGUGAGUUUUUGCAGGUUCCGUUAAACAAAAUAUUUUAUUUGGAUCAACUAUGGACGAAACACGAUAUAAUAAAGUUAUAGAAGUGUGUGCGUUAAAUCUAGACUUGGAGCGACUUCCGUUUGGCGAUAGAACAAUCGUUGGUGAAAAAGGUAUUUCUCUUAGUGGUGGUCAAAAAUCAAGAAUAAAUUUAGCAAGAGCAAUAUACAAACAAGCAGAUAUUUAUUUAUUGGAUGAUCCUUUAUCAGCAGUAGACACAGAAGUGGGAAAACAUUUAUUUGAAAAAUGCAUAAGUGAUUAUCUUAAAGAAAAAACAUGCAUACUCAUAACCCAUCAAAUACAAUACUUAAUAAAUGUAGAGCAUAUUGUCAUAAUGGAAAACGCAAAAAUAUUGGCAGAAGGUUCAUAUAAACAACUGCGGGAAUCAGGUUCAUACUUCACCAAACAUCUUGAAUAUUCACCAGAAGCGGCAAUUUUUAAUGUGAUUGAAAAAAACAGUGCCGAUAUCGUAGUAAAAUAUUGUACGAUAGAAGGCUCCCAAAAACAAAAUUUAAAUCCAGUUAACACAUCUAUUAAACAAAUCAAAACAAUAAACAAAGAACACACGUCGGAGCCGGUCGAAAUAGUGGAAACGCAUUCUACUGAAAAUGUUGCGUUGGGUGUUUUUUUUAAGUAUAUUUUUUCGGGUGGAAACUCUUUUAAAGUGUUAGCUUUAAUUUUGUUUUGCAUUCUCACACAAGUACUAUCGUCAGGUGCAGAUUACUGGAUAACUGAUUGGAUUCAUUUGGAAGAAAACGUUUUUCAAACGAUAAAUUCUUCGAAGUCAAUCAAUUCAUCUGCAACCGUUUUACCUGAUGAAUUAUUGACAUCGUUAAAUGCAUCAAGAAAAUCAUGUAUUAUCAUUUUUGCUGGGCUGAUAUUCUUGAUUAUAAUUAUUGCAUUCCUCCAAUCAGCUUUAUUUGUAUCCGUAUGCACUGAAGCAUCUAUGACUUUGCAUAAUCGCAUGUUCUUUUCGAUAACUAGAGCAACAAUGGAUUUUCUGAGUAAAACACCAUCGGGACGAAUACUCAAUCGAUUUUCAAAGGAUAUAGGAUCCAUUGAUGAAAUGAUACCGGCUUUAUUAUUCUAUGUUAAACAAGCUGUUUUGAUAACGAUAGGACCAGUUAUAGUAAUGGUAAUUGUUAAUCCCUAUCUGACACUACCAUCAAUCGCUUUAUUAAUAUUUUUUUUUAAAAUGAAAAAAAUUUUUAUGAAAACAACUCAAAAUAUAAAGCGUUUAGAAGGUGUCGCACGAAGUCCUGUAUACACUCAUGUUAAUUCAUCGCUUCAGGGAUUAGCAACAAUAAGAGCGUUUAAUGUAGAAGAAAUUCUAAUCCAAGAGUUUACCAUCCAUCAAGAUUUACAUUCAUCGGCUUGGUAUUUGUUUAUGGCUUUAAAUAGAGCGUUUGGAUUUUGGUUAAAUAUAGGUUGCUUGAUCUAUACAAUUGUUGUAAUAAUUUCUCUUAUGCUGAUUAGCGAUGCAACAAAUGGGAGAUAUGUUGGACUGAUCAUUACACAAGCAAUCCUAUUAUCGACCAUGUUCCAAUGGGUAAUGCGGCAUACAGCAGAUUUAGAAAACGAAAUGACGUCUGUAGAAAGAGUUCUAGAAUAUACGGAUGUGCCACAAGAAUCAGCUUUUGAAACCACUCCCAAUAAAUUACCUCCAAAAGAUUGGCCUAGUCGUGGUCAAAUUAUUUUCAAAAAAUUUUAUCUACGUUAUGCUUGUGACUCACCAUUCGUUUUAAAUAAUCUCAACAUCAACAUUAAAGCAGCUGAAAAAAUUGGAAUUGUUGGAAGAACUGGCGCAGGAAAAUCAUCAUUGAUUUCAGCAUUGUUUAGAUUAGCUUUUAACGAAGGUCUCGUCAUCAUUGAUGACAUAGAAAUUCAUGAAUUGGGAUUACAUGACUUGCGAUCCAAAAUUUCCAUAAUACCUCAAGAACCAGUUUUAUUUUCAGGAACAAUGAGAAACAAUUUAGAUCCAUUUAAUGAAUACUCAGAUCAUGUUCUUUGGAAAGCUUUAGAUGAAGUAGAACUCAAAAACGUUGUAGAAGAUUUGUCUGAUGGCCUAAACACAAAAAUACCAGAAGGUGGAUCUAAUUUCAGUGUUGGACAAAGACAAUUAGUGUGUUUGGCUAGAGCAAUUAUACGAAAUAACAAAAUUCUUGUGUUAGACGAAGCCACUGCAAAUGUUGAUGCGCAAACAGACUCUUUAAUUCAAAACACUAUUAGAAAUAAAUUUCAUGAGUGUACAGUAUUAACGAUUGCACAUCGGUUGAAUACAGUAAUGGAUUCUGACAAAAUACUUGUGAUGAACGCUGGCACGAUUGUCGAAUUUGACCACCCAUAUAUUCUAUUGAAAAAUAAAGAUGGAUAUUUGCACAAAAUAAUAGAACAAACAGGAAAAAACAAUGCUCAAUCAUUACAUAAUUUAGCUGAUGAGAGCUACAAUAAACGACAAAUGCUAAGCAAUCAUCAAUUGCUAAGUAUUAACAAAGAUGAAGAUUGAAUUAGAUAAUGAAUACAUGUACAUUAAUGCCCAGCACUUAAAUUAGUUAAGAUGUUAUAAGAUGUAAAAUCUAAUGUUAACCUAUAUUUGGAUUAUAUAUUAAUAAUAAUCGCA
Aphis gossypii (cotton aphid) is the source of this 4455-nucleotide messenger RNA. Its product is annotated as ATP-binding cassette sub-family C member 4-like. Gene Ontology annotation, cellular component: membrane. Lineage: Eukaryota; Metazoa; Arthropoda; Insecta; Hemiptera; Aphididae. The record is from RefSeq and is a predicted model, not a curated record. The transcript has 26 exons. Gene Ontology annotation, biological process: transmembrane transport. Gene Ontology annotation, molecular function: ATP hydrolysis activity; ABC-type transporter activity; ATP binding.